AUGUUCCCCAGCCCCGGGCUCGCCCCCACGCCCUUCUCCGUCAAAGACAUCCUGAACCUGGAGCAGCAGCAGCGCAGCCUGGAGGCCACGCUGGCGCCCGCCUCCUGCAUGCUGGCCGCCUUCAAGCCCGAGGCCUACGCGGGGCCCGAGGCGGCGGCGCCCGGCCUCCCCGAGCUGCGCGCCGAGCUGGGCCCCGCACCCGCGCCCGCCAAGUGCGGGCCGGCCUUCCCCGCCGCCGCCGCCUUCUACCCGCGCGCCUACGGCGACCCCGACGCCCCCAAGGACCCCCGCGCCGACAGGAAAGAGCCGUGCCUGCAGCCGGCGGCGGCGGAGGCGGCGGACGCGGAGCGGCCCCGGGCGCGGCGGCGGCGGAAGCCCCGCGUGCUCUUCUCGCAGGCGCAGGUGUACGAGCUGGAGCGGCGCUUCAAGCAGCAGCGCUACCUGUCGGCGCCCGAGCGCGACCAGCUGGCCGGCGCGCUGAAGCUCACGUCCACGCAGGUGAAGAUCUGGUUCCAGAACCGGCGCUACAAGUGCAAGCGGCAGCGGCAGGACCAGACGCUGGAGCUGGUGGGGCUGCCGCCGCCGCCGCCGCCCGCGCGCCGCAUCGCCGUGCCCGUGCUGGUGCGCGACGGCAAGCCCUGCCUGGCGGACUCGGCGCCCUACGGCCCGGCCUACGGCGUGGGCCUCAACGCCUACGGCUACGGCGCCUACCCCGCCUGCCCCGGCUACGGCGGCGCGGCCUGCGGGCCCGGCUACGGCUGCGCGGCCGCCUACCCCGCCGCGCCCCCCGCGCCCGCCGCCGCCGGCAGCGGCUUCGUGAACUUGGGCGGCGCCGGGGACUUGAACGCGGUGCCGAGCCCCGGGGUGCCGCAGGGCAACGCGGGCGUGUCCGCGCUGCACGGCAUCCGCGCCUGGUAG
Messenger RNA from Pipistrellus nathusii (Nathusius's pipistrelle), 918 nucleotides. NCBI's taxonomy places the organism in Eukaryota, Metazoa, Chordata, Mammalia, Chiroptera, Vespertilionidae. The record is from the annotation of a GenBank genome assembly.